Molecule: messenger RNA, 468 nt
Organism: Marmota flaviventris (yellow-bellied marmot)
Lineage: Eukaryota; Metazoa; Chordata; Mammalia; Rodentia; Sciuridae
Source: RefSeq, a predicted model, not a curated record
GUGACCAUGAGAUCCCUGCAGCUGCUCAGAGGCCCCUUCCUAUAUGGCCUGCUCUGGGCUUUUUGUGCUCCAGGUGCCAGGGCUGAGGAGCCCGGGGCCAAUGUCCCCCAUCCCAGCAGCGUGGGCCUCGAUAAGAACACAGUGCACGACCAAGAGCAUAUCAUGGAGCAUCUGGAAGGUGUCAUCAACAAACCAGAGGCGGAGAUGUCCCCACAAGAACUGCAGCUCCAUUAUUUCAAAAUGCACGAUUAUGAUGUAAAUAAUUUACUUGAUGGCUUAGAGCUCUCUACAGCCAUCACUCAUGUCCAUAAGGAGGAAGAGAGUGAACAGGCCCCACUAAUGAGUGAAGAAGAACUGAUUAACAUAAUAGAUGGUGUCUUGAGAGAUGAUGACAAGAACAAUGAUGGAUACAUUGACUAUGCUGAAUUUGCAAAAUCACUGCAAUAAACAUUAUUUGGCUAUCUCCUA